Thalassophryne amazonica is the source of this 2799-nucleotide messenger RNA. RefSeq names its product zinc finger DHHC-type palmitoyltransferase 15b (gene zdhhc15b). Gene Ontology annotation, cellular component: Golgi apparatus; endoplasmic reticulum. Gene Ontology annotation, biological process: synaptic vesicle maturation; peptidyl-L-cysteine S-palmitoylation; protein targeting to membrane. Bases 10 to 1074 code for a protein of 354 amino acids. NCBI's taxonomy places the organism in Eukaryota, Metazoa, Chordata, Actinopteri, Batrachoidiformes, Batrachoididae. The transcript has 11 exons. The record is from RefSeq and is a predicted model, not a curated record. Gene Ontology annotation, molecular function: protein-cysteine S-palmitoyltransferase activity.
CGCUCGUCGAUGACACAGAUGGAUCAGCUCGCAGCAGGCAUGCUAAUGGAGCGCAGAGCGGUGAAGAACAUGGCUCUGUCCAGAGCUCUAAGAUGCUGCCAGAAGGUUUUCUCCUGGAUUCCUGUGCUCAUAAUAACCUCCGUGGUGCUCUGGUCUUACUACGCUUAUGUGUUUGAGUUGUGUCUUUUUACAAUUACCAGCACACUGGAAAAAGUGGCCUAUCUGCUGGUGUUUCAUGUUUGCUUUGUGAUGUUCUCCUGGACCUACUGGAAGUCCAUCUUCACCCCACCUGCAACACCAUGCAAAAAGUUUCAGCUGUCUUACUCUGACAAGAAAAGAUAUGAGAUGGAAGAGAGACCAGAUGCUCAGAAACAAAUUCUGGUCGACAUUGCAAAGAAAUUGCCCAUUUUCACUCGAGCCCAGUCUGGAGCUAUCAGGUUCUGUGAUCUCUGCCAGGUACUGAAGCCUGACCGCUGUCACCACUGCUCUGUUUGUGAAAUGUGUGUCUUGAAGAUGGAUCAUCACUGCCCUUGGGUGAACAACUGUGUGGGCUUUUCCAGUUACAAGUUUUUCCUGCUUUUCCUCUUCUAUUCUAUGAUAUACUGUGUAUUCAUUGCUGCAACGGUUUUUCAGUAUUUCCUCAAGUUCUGGGAGGGGGAUUUGCCAAAUGGGACUGCCAAGUUCCAUGUUCUCUUCCUCAUGUUUGUGGCGCUCAUGUUCUUCGUCAGUCUCAUGUUCCUCUUUGGCUACCACUGUUGGUUGGUGGUGAAGAACAGAUCCACUUUAGAGGCCUUUUCAGCUCCAGUUUUUGCCAGAGGUCCAGACAGAAAUGGUUUCAAUGUUGGCGUCCGAGAAAACCUGCAGCAGGUAUUUGGAGAGGUCAGGAGAUUGUGGUUCAUCCCCGUCUUCACAAGUCAAGGAAAUGGCCACUACUUCCCCGUGAAGAACAUGAGCGAAUCCCAGAACCCUUUAUUAGCUAACGAGGAGAUGUGGGAGGAGUCAGAUGAUGCCUCUGAGGAAGGAAGUUUGGAUGAAGACCAGGAUCCCUCUGUUACCAUAGAGAUGGAGGAUUGAAUCUAAGAACAAUCUUCAGUGGUACAGAAGACGCUGAUUUAAAACUCACACGCUGUGGCUGUUGGGGAAACAAACUGAGGGGGGCCAAAUGUGUGGAUAAAACCUAUGCCCACACGUAGCCCAAUGCUUUAUCCGUGAGGGGGGGCCAAGUAUGAGUAAGACACUUUGAUUUGGGGGGAAAACCUGGUACUUAUCAGUGCACAUACAUGACCGGAUUGAGAUUAAUCUCAAACUGUUCUGCGGGAUUAGAUAUCGCAAUAUGAAAAGCUUCUGUCUGGUGCUCCCCUUUUGACCUGUGAGUUUUCAGUUUGCACAGUGCUCAAAGGUCAGUCUGAUUACAUGUCACACCUGUAAUAUUCCAGUGGUCACACAACAGACUGGUCUCUGCCAUCUGUCUUCAAGCACUUAUUUUUUUGUUCCCCUCAACAAACAUAAUCCCAUGUCUGUUAUACUAUGCCUUAUGUAUUCCCAUUUAUGGAAAAUGUUUCCCAAGAGAAGGUAUGGAGUAGCACCAUGAUUGCUUCAGCAUCCAUAUAGAAAACCAAUUAAUUAAGCCAAACGAGUGUUAAUUUCUAGCUUUGGUGGGUGAUAAUUAUUUAAUGCUGUUAUGUAAUUUAUCAUUGGACCUUUUAAGGUCUCCUAACAGCAAAUGCCUUUGUCUGAAUUGUUGAUUAUUGUGCACACAUUUGUUUAUAAUUAUGAAAAUGGACAUAUACGUGAAUAACCAAUAUUUUAAAGAUGCUUUUUAAAAUGAUCACAAUUAUAACUAGUUAUAUCAGCUGUCCUGAGAUUGUCUUUAGUUGUGGAUGAAAGGAAAAUUAAUUUUAGGCACAAAUUGAGAUAUCAGUGAUACUGAUUCUUCCAUGUUUCAUACUUUUCAAACAUGUAAUUGUAUAUACUUUGCACGAUGGUUGAUUCUCAUCCACUGGCUAGUAGAGAUCAGCGGUUCUCUGCAAUAUUAUACCAUGUUUUUCUGUUAAUGUAUUUUGACAAUUGAACUGUUGCCCCCCACCCCCACCCCCCAAUUCAUUGAGACAGUUUCAUUUAUUAAUAAUGAGUAUAUACCCAUAAGGUGUCAGUUCAUGUUGUCAAGAACACCUUCUGCUGUCAUUUGGUAAAGAAAAGCCCGUAUCAGACCUUGAUGGUGCUGAUUCUUGGUAGUUUUACUUGUCAUGUCAUUGUCAUGUAAAUCUGUAUUCCUACCAUUGUGGGUAAGCCAAAUGAAAUGCUGCUCAAGUCUGAGAAAUACAUUGCAUUUAUUAUUACUUUUUCUGAGGUAUGAUUCUGUGUCUGAAAGCAUGUAUAAAAUCUGGAAGUGUUGCUGUGGGUUACAAUGUUGAAUCUUUUUUUAUUUUCCUCUUGUUUUGAGUUUACGAUUCUUUGCUGCUGCAGGCAGUGUCAGUAUAUUUUGCUCUAAUAAGAGGCACUUAAAUAGUGCAUUUACCAGAUAUUGAGGCACUUUUGAUUUAAAUGUCAAACUGUAUGCAGCUCAUUUUAUACAGAACUGUUUUGCACACAAAUAUGCAGUAUGAGUUGAACACUUGUGUUGUCCAUCCGAAAUGGGCUUUGUAAUGUCCCUUUUAGCAAUACAUCUGAAUCUGACAAAUACUAAAGCAUUCAUUGUUUUGUCUUAAACAGCUCUUUAUUGAUCAUCAGUGGGUGUAACAAUAAAAUAAUCCACACUGAACUCCUGAGUCUGCAUCAUUAUGUUCAUUGGUAUACGCA